GCUUCUUGAUUUCAUUCUAAGCUUCUAUUGCUUACUUGUUUCUACAGCUAGUAACUUUUGCGUAUCAGUUAUCGUUUAUGUUUGUAAUCAUUUUAUUUUAUUUUUUAUAAUCGAAUUAAGAUAUAUAAUUCUUUUACGUGUGCUAAAAUACUCUUAAGUUUUUAUUCUUAGUUGUUGUUGAAGUAAUUAACAAACACCUAAUUAGGUUUUUGCUAGUUCAACUGUACUCGUUCCGUUCAGUGUAACUGUAGAACAAUAAAGAUGUCCGGAUAUCCAUAUGGAGGCAACCCUCCCCAAUAUCCUCCCCCCCAAAAUCAGAUGUAUCCUCAAAUAUAUAAUCCUGCCAAUCCUCCACCCCCUGGUCACCCUAAUCAUGCUGCACCAGGGUAUCCUUCUGGUCAAAACCCUCAAUUUCCUUACCAGUCAGGUUUUGCUGUUUACCCGACUCAACAGUUUCCUCCGAGACAAGCUCCUCCGGCAGCCAUGUCAUACCCAGGUGGUCCGACGGCUCCACCUUCAUAUGGAUAUACAGGAUACCCGACAGUAACUCCGCAGCCAGGUUACGAACCUGCAAUUGAAUGGAUUCCAUCUACACCCAUGGAUGCUCACAAUCUAAGCAACAGAGCAGUUGUCGCCGGCUAUGAGGGUUAUGACCAUAGUCCGCUCUGGGUAAUUAGAGCCAAGUAUGAAGGUGACGUGAUUCCAGGUAAACUAGCUAUCCAACACAAAGCUGCAUAUGUGCCUUGGGGUGGAAAUGAAAACAGCGUACAAAACUUUGAGGUUUGCUGUGCACGUCCAGAGAAAAUUCAUUGGGUAGAAGUCAGAGAUGGUAUAAUACCACCAAAUGCAGUUAUUGGUGGCAAUACUUUAUCUGGUGAACCUCUUUACAUCGGUAGAGCACGGGAACAAGGAUCUUUGACUCCUGGAAAAGUCCAUCCAAGCCACAAUGUUAUGUACAUGUCGUUUGCUGGUAAAGAAAUACCCCACAAAGUAUAUGAAAUAUUGUGCACAGUUUAGAAUCUGUUGUUUGUAUACUUUGCAUAAAUGUAUUUAACUUUCUGUAUAUGAUUGUUAUUUACUUACAGAAAAAUAACCAAAUCGUUUGAUUA
Molecule: messenger RNA, 1109 nt
Organism: Melitaea cinxia (Glanville fritillary)
Lineage: Eukaryota; Metazoa; Arthropoda; Insecta; Lepidoptera; Nymphalidae
Product: ribonucleoprotein RB97D-like
Exons: 5
Coding region: 262-1017 (251 amino acids)
Source: RefSeq, a predicted model, not a curated record